This is a messenger RNA of Phaeodactylum tricornutum CCAP 1055/1, 1539 nucleotides long. RefSeq lists its product with no specific name. Lineage: Eukaryota; Bacillariophyta; Bacillariophyceae; Surirellales; Neidiaceae. The record is from RefSeq and is a predicted model, not a curated record. The coding region runs from base 64 to 1539 and encodes 491 amino acids. Gene Ontology annotation, molecular function: protein binding. The transcript has a single exon.
CCAGUUUGACAUUGCACCACCAAUUGGAAAUCAAUCGCGGUUCCAUUGCUACAUCUCUCUACCAUGACGAUGCGCGCUUUGGUGGUGCCUGCGACCCGUGGGUUAAUGGUACUGGUUGUGGCGAACAUUCUGACGCGCUAUUGCGCCGGCGUUGAGGUCCCCCGGGCAUCCAACGAGGGGACGACCAUUGGAAAGGUGCCGUCGUGGCGCGACUGUCACAUCUUUCUAGCACCCGCCCGAUGGGAGGGUGGUGGCUGGGCCGUCUUUGCGGGGCGCGAUUUCGUCGCGAACGAAAUCGUCGAGAUGGCCCCACUUUUUUUACCUUUGGAGUACGAAACACCCGCUGUCCGAAAUAGCGUUCUCGACGACUUUAUUUACGGAUACAUGCGGUUGGAAAGUGACGCCAGUCCUGGCAAAGAAAGCGGUAGUCAUGUGCACAUGCUAGCCAAUAUGGUGCUGGGUGGUACCAUGUUUUAUAACCACGGAGGGACCCCUCCUCCCAACGUUGUGUACACGACCUUUGGUCGCGAGCCGACGGCCUCGCAACUAGAAUCUGCCAACGCUGUCGGGUUUGUGGCGAAACGAGCGAUACGAGCUGGCGAAGAGCUCUUUUCCAAUUACGGAGAACAAUAUAGCGACGGAGGUCAACGCUGGUUCGCCGAUCGGAACUUGAUACUGCAAAGCGUUAGUCCGGCACAAUCAACCAUCGAACAGUCCGAACUGGCAAGCGUCAAGCAGCUGUACUGCUCGAAAAUUUAUGCCGGUAUGGGACAACCUACCUUCGCGGAACGAUUGUCACCGCUGUGGCCCGAUUUUCUGCCGUCGCAAUGGCGAACCUUGCACCACCAACUGGCUCCGACGGAUGCGCCGCUCGACCACGUAGUGACCAAAUCAGCCGUCCGGGUCGGAGAGCGCAUCGAAAUAACACCGGCACUGGUCUUGUCGCGAAAAUAUCAUGAUUUGGAAAAUACUGCUCUGGCUACGCUCGUCUUUUUUUGGGACGAUCUGACCCCGGACCACCAGGAAACCUUGCGACAACUACGGCACGGGGACGAUUCGCUGGGUUCCUACGCGGUACAGUACCAGGGAGCUUUGUCGGAAUGGAAGCGCACGGAUCGAUGGUCCCGCGUGGAGGAUGUAGCGAUUCUGGCUGCGGCUGGGUCCCUGGCCAUGGUGAAUCGUGUGGGUACACGGGACGGUUACAGGGAGUCCAGCAUUGGUGGGACCGCCAACUGCCGUUUGGUCAUUCGCUCAGCACGGUACGGAUGGAGCGGGUCGUCCGGGACCAACACGUCGAAAUUUCAGCUACUUGACGGCAACGCCGGUCUCGUAUUAGAGUUGAUUGCGACCGCGGACCUGGACGUGGGUACGGUUUUGCGAUUGAAUUUACCGCAGACGGUUGGAUCUCACUCACAGUUGCGACGGGUCUUGCAAGAAACUGGACAGCCUCUGCCAACGAAGGAUAUUCUCCCCAGAAACGAGAGCAACUCUAUAAAAUCGGACCUAUAUCCAUCGACCGUAAAACCUGACGAACUGUAG